Messenger RNA from Protopterus annectens (West African lungfish), 4125 nucleotides. RefSeq lists its product as uncharacterized. The record is from RefSeq and is a predicted model, not a curated record. The transcript is spliced from 21 exons. NCBI's taxonomy places the organism in Eukaryota, Metazoa, Chordata, Ceratodontiformes, Protopteridae. The coding region runs from base 1 to 3090 and encodes 1029 amino acids.
AUGUCCUUGUCCACAAUAGUAUAUCCCGAACCUGUGACUAAGGCUGUUUUGCUUAUUCACGUCUUGUCUCAGUCUAACAGUAAGCAGAACAGUGUGAUUAUACAUUCAGGAUGGGGUUCGGUGAAAUCUGCACUUAAAAUGGAAAUUUUCCCUCAUGCUGUUUUUGGAAUCCUAACUUCUGGAAUGCCAAGAGUGGAAUGGAAUUGUGUGGCCUGUAAAAACUGUGACAGGGUCACAAGAGCUUCAAGUGCCUUCAUCCAGAGUGUUGAACGCUGCAGCUCUAGACAAGUGCGUCUGGCAUCUUCACGAUUAUGUGUCUUUCCUCAGGAGUAUAACUGUAUCCCGUCAUGUGGGCCAGCUGGAGGAGAACUUAAUGUGGAGUUUGGAAUUUGCCACUGUAAAGAAUAUACCUUACCUGAAGAUUUGUGUGACACUUUCUGUUUGGCUAGUAGCCCACAAAUAUCUGCAGUUCUGACGUCAUUUGGGGAGCUCCAGUUAAUCAUUCGGGAGAAAUCAAGCAGAAGCAAGAAACUGAUUGUUAAAGAGGUAUUGGGUCCAGUCAAACAUGUGCGGAAUACUGAAAGAGUACAUUUUGUUCACUUUGGACCAUCAGGUGUUUUGGGUGCCAUUAUGUUCCAACACGAUUUUGUAGAUGCAUUUCUGGAAGAAAACGCUGGUUUAGAAUUCAUGCGUAACAAAAGAAACACUGAAAUGGUAACAUCUAGGCUGAAUGGCAUUCAUAUUCCCUCGAUUCAAAAUCCUGUGGUGUGUCUGCACCCAAAUGACAUGAUCUUGUUUCAGCUUUGGAUAAAUCAGACAAGUCGCAGUUCAAGUCAUUACCCCAUCUAUGAAAAGGAUCAUCUCUUUAACAGCAACCCAGAAUGGGAUUUUGGUGAUUUUAGAAGACUGGAUCACUAUGCUAGAGAAACACAGUUUAACAUCUCUAGGUUUGCUCAUAUUUUCCUGAACCCUGGCAAAUAUGUGUUCUCUGACAAUGUAAACUCAGCUCAUAGUUUAACUGUCAUUGUCAAUGAAUUUAAUGUUGAAUGUGAUCCAUCAGUCUCUUCUGUUCAACCUACAUCCCCUCUUCAACUCAUCAAGCAUGGUGUGCAGAAACAGAAAGUCCUCCAUUUGACUCCAGACUGGCCAGCCAUUACAGGUACCAUAACCACUUUGGCACUUCUCACUGUCAUCCUGACAGUCUCAGCUCUUGUGCUGAAGCCCUCACAUUAUGUAUUAAAUCCUAUGAAAUGCUGGAUGCCAAAAUGGAGGAGUCUUGGGGAAUCUUACAUACCACCUGAAUACGUUCUUAUGAAGGAUAGCUUGCAGUAUUAUGAAAUGCUGGGACAUCCUAGAGCAGGAGAAGGUACUGAGACUGAAGAGGAAGCCAUGCUGGUAACAGCUGAUAAGAAAAGUAUCAUGGAGCUAGAAGAUUUCUGUGUUCGGACAUUGUAUGACAAACUUGAAGAUCAGACAUUGCACAUCACAUCACAGGUGGCUCAGCACAGGAAAGAUAUAUAUGGAUUUCAUAAGCAGAUGCUUCAGCAGAUCUGUUCACUGAAGGACAUACUGGAAGGAGUGGAUUCAAAAGAUGUAAAGGACCUCUUGCAAGAAGUGGUAGACAAGACUGUGACAUUUCCUGUGCCUACAUUGGAAUCUACCCACAUGAACAAUCAUGUUGGUAGAGGUGUUGUUGGAUUGCACAGCCAAUACCAGUCACUUCCAGAUUCCACUUCUCAGGAAGAACGAGAGUUAAUGAAAACCCUCAAAGUUUUUUUGGAUCAGAUCAGUUUUGGAAGGAUUUCUGUCAGGAGGAGUACUGCUGAACAGGUGAACAGUCAGUGCCAUCAGACUUUAUCCCAGGAACAUUUAGUUAGCCACAGUAAGGAAACAAUGAACAGUGAUAAAACCAGAGAAAUUGUCUGCUCCUCCAUUCUAGGAGAUGAACUUCAUAUCCAGACGGCAGCAUCAUUAAUGGUGAAUACUGAAGAUGUUCUGCAUCUGAUCAUGUCUUGUCCUGUAGCUGAAACACUGAAACAAAUAAAGCAGACGCUGCAGACAAACUGUCAGCAACAGAUACAUGAAGAAGAGAAUGGCCUGUCCGCUAGGACUGGGACCAAGGCUAAUGAAGCUGUGGAAGAAAAUGCUCUUGUACCAGUUGAUAUAAGCACACUUUCCAGUAGACAUUUUGUCAUUUAUCGCUUUGGCUGUUUCAUUGUUCGUCUUCUGUGCAGUGAAUAUGGCUAUCAUCCUCUGACCCUCUUGUUAGCAAAAAGCAUACCGAUAUCCAGCAUUACAGAUCUCAAAGGGACUGUCUAUGCAUCUGAGUUCUACUAUGAUGCUAACAACAGGAUUUUGUAUAUGAAGGAAAUGUGGCUAGAAAAUCUAGGACAAUUCAUCGUUAUUUUAAUUCACACAAUGGCGUAUAUUAACACAACAGGCAUGAGAAAUAAUCAUCACAGUGUCUUUGCUGAAGAAUUCCACAGGACAGUUGCAGCUCUGGCUACUGCCUUUUUCUACUGUUAUACAGAAACAUCUCAACCAAAGAAAGGUUCGGCGCAAACUGAUUACUGUGCUAUAUUUGAAGAUUUAAUUUACAUCAAAGUUCCACCAAGUAUGAAAUUUUUUGAAGAACUUCUGUCAGAAAGACUGAAACAUUAUAGACAAUAUGGAAGGUAUAAGCAACUGCAAAGUCUAUUUCAAAAGAAGAGGACUGCAAGCAAAUUUGAUCCAGACCAAUUAACCUUUCCUGAGACAGCAGAACAAGCCAGUAAUGCAAGUAACACCUUAGGAAGUACACAUGAGACAGCAAAGGUGAAUAUGGAACUUGAUUUCCUGAAUGAAACCUUAAAUGAUAACAUGACAAAGUUGCUGGAGUGCUUAACAGACAUACAACGUUUAGAGCAUGACAUCAGACAGUGGGAGAAUCAGAGUGAGGGUCUUGGCUUUGCUUCUAAGAGAGAAGAAUUGGACUUUGCCAGCCUUUUGGAUGCAUUAGUGCAGCAUCGAGACCAGGCAUUGAUGUUGGAAAUAAGAAAACAUUGCUUGGCAAAAAAGAUAGAAGAAACUGAACAGAAUUUUAAUCAUUAAAAGAUCUUCAUAUCCUAAAGAAUGUAAACACUUCCACCUUCCACUUAGUAGUUAGUUCUAUAGGAUGUAAUAGCAGUAACCUGACUACACAGGCAGUCAUACCUUAUGUACUUUAAAUAUAAUGUCUUAAGUAUAAAAGAAACAGUCACAUUAAUUAUGUACAGGUGACCUUUCAGUACAAACAUAAGUAAGUAUAUAAGUAAAAGAGAGCAAAGAAAAAAUCACGAUGACAAAUAUAUGAGCAAACACUAAAAUAAAAAUUUAGUUGGAAUCAAACAUUUUUUAUUUUUUUUUUUAAUUUUCCAUUGUAAGGAAUCCAACCAGUUUAUCAUGUGGUAACAUACAACUGAACCGUAUCGCAUAAGUAAAAAGGAUUGACGAUGCCUGUCCAGUAAUACAUUGAGCUCAGUUCCAAAAGACUUUCUCUCAGUGUAAGUGACCGCUUGUACUGAGAGUAGGCUAAGUGCAGAUCUUUUAGAAUCUGGCUCAAUCUAAGUCUGUUUAUAGAUUGACCUUACCCAAACAUAAGACACUCACACUGAGUGCAGUAUUUAUGGAAUCUGGCUUUUGUAAGUCUGUUUAUAGAUUGACCUUUUACAAACAUAAGUCACUUACACUAAGUGCAACACUUUUGGAAUGUUGCCCAUUGAUAUACAAGAAUAGUGAGAGAACACUGCACUUCUGUUAAUUCUCUAUAGACUUUGAGUUAGGUGACUUCACAAACUGAAACUAGAGGGUGAGAUUAGAUUAUGUCAUUCAUACACAGAUUUCAUAAGGUUUACAGCACAUACUUUAUGCUUUGAUAAUACAUCUGCACUUCCUUCUUUCUGAAAAGUAUUUGUUUAAUUAUAUUACUUUAGACUUGUUAGCAGCAUCGAAGGAAAAUACACAAUUUAGCAACUUCAAAGGAAAUACUCACUGGUUGAAAUAUUUUUUGAGUUCACUGUUUUUUGUUUUGAUGACUGUUAUGCAGGAAAACACUUUAAUCACCAAUAGUAAACUGUAGUAGUGGUAAUAAAUGCAUUUAUUUGAAAA